AUGUCUACUGGUGAAAAUGCUAGGAACGCUGACACUCUCCACACAACUCUUGCCCGAAUAGGCGGAGAGUACCAUCCAUUCUUCAUGCCGGACCCUGUACAUGACGUCAAAAAACGUCCCGAGUUGCAAAAGAGAAAAACCGAGCCAGCGCAAGUGAAAACGGCUAUCGAUAAUUUUGAGAAAUAUAUUGUCGAUGUGAGAAAUAAAAUUGAUGACAUAUUAAAUGAAGCCAAAGGUAUUUGCACUGAACCCCAAGGUAACAAAAGGAGACGACGUAAUAAUAGCAGUCACGAUCACCGAGAUGCCGCAUUAGAAGUAUGCAACAAUAUAGCGAAUUCUGCAAAUGACAGAUUUCAAUACAAAGACCAUUUGGUAGCCGCAUCCUUUUUUUCCGCGAACACUUUGGAGAAUACCGUGUUUCCUGAUGACAAGUUGGAAACUACCUGCUUGGCUUAUCCCAAAUUAGAAAAAAGUCGUUUAAAGACAGAGUUGUCUGUUAUUAAUGCACGGAAUGAUUGCCGAGAUUUACAUGGAACUCUGUAUCUUUUGAAAUUUUUGAUACAAAAUUGUUUGGAGGAAACACUAAAAGAAACAAAAAAGCUAUUAGAAACUAUUGUUACAACUCCUAUGUCAACGUCAGAGGCUGAGCGAAAUUUCUCAACAUUGAAAAGAAUCAAGAUGUUUCUUCGUAAUACUAUGACCCAAGAUCGCCUUACAGCAUUGUCAAUGAUGUUCUUUGAAAAGGAGUUUAUUUCGACCAUGGAAAAUUUCAACGGGAAGAAAAGCUGGACCGAAGAGGAGCAAUUUAAAAAGGAGAUCAAACAGGGAAGAGAUGAAUACUUUGCUAUGUGCCGCGUUUGCAAUAAAGAUAUGUCUAUUAAAAAUACUGGCAGAUUAGCACUAGUUCGGCAUCAGGAUAGUGCGAUGCACGUGAAACUAUGCAAAUCUCAGAAAAAGCAGGGAACAUAA
This is a messenger RNA of Acanthoscelides obtectus, 969 nucleotides long. The record is from the annotation of a GenBank genome assembly. Lineage: Eukaryota; Metazoa; Arthropoda; Insecta; Coleoptera; Chrysomelidae.